This is a messenger RNA of Aegilops tauschii subsp. strangulata, 624 nucleotides long. The record is from RefSeq and is a predicted model, not a curated record. NCBI's taxonomy places the organism in Eukaryota, Viridiplantae, Streptophyta, Magnoliopsida, Poales, Poaceae.
AUGGUCUUCGAGGACGAAAGCAGUGACUCUCAGUCCAGCCUUGUGUACAUCGACUCCUCCUCCUCUGAUGGAAUUGCAUCUGAAGAGAAAAACAACCUGGAGGCCAACUAUGACAAAUUGGUUGAAGAUGCGCAUCAACUUUUCAAUGCUCAAGAGGAUAGGAUGAUGGAUUUCAGCUACUUGCGGUCCAAGAUGAAGACUGAGGUUAGCAGCUCAGUUGUCUCUGAUAUGAGGACAGAGAUUGAGAAGAAAGAUGCAGAGAUCUUCAAGCUGCAAGAGAAGAAUGAAGUGCUUAUGAACAUCACAAAGGCUCAAGGCACUGUCAUCCAGAACCUGAAGCUCAACCAUUUGAAAGAGAAGGAAACGCUAAUCCAGGAGCAUCACAAUGAUGCCAUGAAGAUGUUGCAGCUUAGGGUUGAUGAACUCACUAAGUCUAAUGAGAAGCUAAUCCAAGAGAAUCACCAGAUUGAGCUUCACAUGGGUGAUCUCAAUAAGGGUCAUCAGAAGCUCUUUGCAGGCAGAGAUCAGCUCAAACUUCAGAUUGCUGAUUUGCUCAAGGCAGAGGAGAAGAAUAAGCAGAAGCUGAAGGGGAUCCAAGCCAUCUUGGCUGACUCAACAAUAUGA